Molecule: messenger RNA, 1575 nt
Organism: Carya illinoinensis
Lineage: Eukaryota; Viridiplantae; Streptophyta; Magnoliopsida; Fagales; Juglandaceae
Product: phosphatidylinositol transfer protein 3-like
Exons: 6
Coding region: 363-1382 (339 amino acids)
Molecular function (GO): phosphatidylinositol transfer activity
Source: RefSeq, a predicted model, not a curated record
GUGAUAGGCUGAUAUACCGAUAGAUUGAUCUAACCUAACAAAUGCCAACACAAUGAACAUCGAAGACAUUCCAAACCAGGGGGAGAACCAAAUCCAUUAUGCUUAGCCAUGCCUACCUACCUUCUGGUCAAAGACACGAGGAGGUAUGGAUAAUAGUUGUACGUGACGCGUCUGUCUUUCCCUUCCUCUCGCUCGUGCUACUCGGUCGUCAAUCCCACGCACGUAUGGGGCUGCGCUGCAUAUCCCUUGCGGCUUCAUUUCCUAAAGCACAAAUCUGUGGUUUUAUCUUCCAUUGAGAUAAGCCUCCCGGUUCAGCAAGAGAAUCAUUUCAGCCUCCUGUAGACUCGCCAAAAUCUGAACUAAUGUCUUCUAAGAAGUUUCAAGGAAGUUUAACUGAGAAAACGUUAUCUUCUGAAGAGCAACAGGCCAAGAUCAAUGAAACAAGAAAAUUGAUUGGUCCAAUUGCUGAUAAGCUUCCAGUCCUGUGUUCCAAUGCAUCAAUAUUGAGGUUUCUUAGAGCUCGGAACUGGAAUACAAAGAAGGCAUGCAAGAUGCUGAAGCAAACCUUGAAGUGGAGGCUGGAGUACAAGCCAGAGAAGAUCCAAUGGGAGGACAUUGCUCAUGAAGCUGAGACAGGAAAAGCAUAUAUGGCAAAUUACUUUGACAAGUUUGGACGACCUGUUCUUAUCAUGAGACCUGGUUAUCAGAAUACAAACUCAACAAGUGGGCAGAUCAGAUACUUGGUUUACUGUAUGGAACAUGCCAUUAAAAAUUUGAAUUUAGAUCAGGAGCAGAUGGUGUGGCUAGUUGAUUUUCAAGGAUGGAACACAUCAAGAAUAUCUAUGAAGGUGACUCGGGAAACGGCUCAUAUCCUGCAGGAUCAUUACCCAGAGAGGCUGGGACUCGCAAUACUCUAUAAUCCACCAAAAAUAUUUGAGUCCUUUUGGACGCUGGUAAAACCAUUUAUUGAGCCCAAAACCUUCAAGAAAGUGAAGUUUGUCUACCCCAACCACCCAGAAAGCCAGAAGAUAAUGGAAGAGCUCUUUGAUAUGGACAAGUUGGAAUCCAAAUUUGGUGGGAGAAGUUCAGCUGGUUUUGUCUACCAAACUUAUGCUCAAAGAAUGAUGGAAGAUGACAGGAAAAUUUCUGAUUUAAUCGACUCUGGUGGUUUAUCUCCAUUAUCAUCUGCAAUGUCUGAAUGCCAGCAAUCAGACUCAUUGGUUACUGAUCAUUGUUCAGAGGCCUCGGAUGAAUCAUCCGGUGAUGAAGCAGCUUCUUCAAACUUGGAGGUUGUUGACGAGAAAAUACAAGUCCAUCCACCAAGCUCCAAUGAUGUUGCAAAUGGUGAGGCCUUGAAGCAGCCACCUAGUAAUGAAAAUUGAGUAGCUAAAUGUUGACAUAUCAUGUGUAUAUAAUAUAUAUAUAUAUAUAUAUAUAUAUAUAGUACUUUAUGCAUCAAUUGCAUAGAUAUGAACGCAAACAUCAAAGUGCGUUUUCUUUACCUUGUACAGAUAUGAACUUUUGAGAUUAAUGAUUUCAUACAGUCCAUUUUUGAACUGUAUCAUUACUUGUCUA